CAUAGCACUCCCUAGAGGAAUAUGAGCAUAACGGGAAGGUGUCAUUGACUCCGAAUUAAAAUUUUAACCUGUCCCCUGAACAGCUACAGGAUUUGGAAGCUGAAUCAAUGUUAUCAGAUGAGUUAGAAUCCAAACCAGAGCUCCUGGUACAGUUUGUUCAGAAUACAUCCAUCCCACUUGGACAGGGGCUAGUAGAAUCAGAAGCUAAAGACAUUACUUGCUUGUCCCUCCUUCCAGUGACUGAGGCCUCAGAAUGCAGUCGGCUAAUGUUACCAGAUGAUACUCCAAAUCAUACUAAUUCCUCCAAGGAGGUUCCUUCCUCGGCUGUGUUGAGAAGCCUUCAGGUGAAUGUGGGUCCAGACGGAGAAGAGACGAGGGCUCAGACUGUACAGAAGUCUCCGGAGUUUUUGUCCACUCCAGAGUCUCCUAGCUUGUUGCAAGAUCUACAGCCAAGUGAUAGCACUUCUUUUAUUCUUCUUAACCUUACAAGAGCAGGUCUGGGCUCUUCAGCCGAACACUUAGUAUUUGUACAAGAUGAGGCAGAGGAUUCAGGGAACGAUUUCCUCUCCAGUGAGAGCACAGACAGUAGUAUCCCAUGGUUCCUCCGGGUGCAGGAGUUGGCCCAUGACAGUUUGAUUGCUGCUACCCGUGCACAACUGGCAAAGAAUGCAAAAACCAGCAGCAAUGGAGAAAAUGUCCACCUUGGUUCUGGUGAUGGGCAACCCAAAGAUUCUGGGCCCCUUCCUCAAAUGGAGAAGAAGCUCAAGUGUACAGUUGAAGGCUGUGACCGGACAUUUGUGUGGCCAGCUCACUUUAAGUACCACCUCAAAACUCAUCGAAACGACCGCUCCUUUAUCUGCCCUGCAGCAGGUUGUGGGAAAAGCUUCUAUGUACUGCAGAGGCUGAAGGUACACAUGAGGACCCACAAUGGGGAGAAGCCCUUUAUGUGCCCUGAGUCUAACUGUGGUAAGCAGUUCACUACAGCUGGAAACCUGAAGAACCACCUGCGCAUCCACACAGGAGAGAAGCCUUUCCUUUGUGAAGCCCAAGGAUGUGGCCGUUCCUUUGCUGAGUAUUCUAGUCUUCGAAAACAUUUGGUGGUUCACUCAGGAGAGAAGCCACAUCAGUGUCAAGUCUGUGGGAAGACCUUCUCUCAGAGUGGGAGCAGGAAUGUGCACAUGAGAAAGCAUCACUUGCAAAUGAGAGCAGCUGGGAGUCAAGAGCAGGAACAGACUGCUGAGCCACUAAUGGGCAGUAGUUUGCUUGAAGAGGCUUCAGUAACCAGUAAAAACCUGGUGUCUAUGAAUUCUCAGUCCAGCCUUGGUGGAGAGUCCUUGAACCUACCAAAUACCAAUUCUAUCCUAGGAGUUGAUGAUGAGGUGCUCACUGAAGGAUCCCCACGUCCUCUGUCUUCAGUGCCUGAUGUGACACAUCACUUGGUGACCAUGCAGUCAGGGAGGCAGUCAUAUGAGGUUUCUGUCUUAACUGCCGUAAAUCCACAGGAGGGUCGGUUGUCUCAGAGAUACCAGGCUGAACUAACUGGGCAUAUAGGAAUGUGUCCAGUUGCUUGUUGAGUGAGAACCAUCAUCUAAAUCAAAGAGGUUGAUUUUACUAAACCAAGGAGAUUUAACUGAAAGACAGACAUGAGCAUGGGUGCUGACUCCUGGAAGAGCAGCUCUGUCUGAUCCCAGAGUGCAUACAGUGGGAACAGGAUGCUUAUGGCCCACAAUUUGCCAGAACCAAAAUGAAUCUGUGAAGGACAGGACCCCACUUUUGCCUCUGUUCAUCUUUCCUGGCCUAGAAGAUGAAUGCAGGAGAGCUUCUCUUCAACUACCAUCUGAUUCAAACAAGGAAGAAAGCAGUGAAUGUGGGCUGGGUAACUGUACCUACCUCUCUUCCCACUGCACAAUUUUGGGAUAGACUUCUCCCAAAAGUGAAUUUGAUUAUGUGUUGGCUGAAGUUUCUCAGUAAGACUGUUGAGGGGAGGUUUUCCUUUGAAGAGUUUUCAUCGCAGAUGGAGCUGUCUUUUCACAUGGGUGAACUAAAUCCUGCCACCAACCAUAAAACUUCACCAAGAAGUUGAGCUUUCAAGAUGCCUUGUUGCUUUGGAGAAGGGAGUGAUGUCAGUUCUGUUGUGACAUUCUCCCUUUAGCAACCUGAGUAAGAGACUCUCCGCCACUGGGCUGCAAAAAAGUAAAUUACUUGAAUCCCUGCUUGGCCCAGGCUGAGGUAAUGUCUUGUCCUGUACACCUCUACUUGGCCUCUUUGCUUUCUUUGUUUAUGGAACAUACAGUAGCAUGUUAAGAGGUUGUUUGCUUUUUUGCCUUUUUUUUUUUUAAGUUAAAAAUCACAAGAUUCAGAGCUUCAAUUGUUUUUCCUUUAAAUAAACAAAAUAGGCAGUCAGUU
Molecule: messenger RNA, 2406 nt
Organism: Hippopotamus amphibius kiboko
Lineage: Eukaryota; Metazoa; Chordata; Mammalia; Artiodactyla; Hippopotamidae
Gene: ZNF410
Product: zinc finger protein 410
Exons: 12
Coding region: 108-1574 (488 amino acids)
Biological process (GO): regulation of transcription by RNA polymerase II
Cellular component (GO): PcG protein complex; transcription regulator complex
Molecular function (GO): RNA polymerase II cis-regulatory region sequence-specific DNA binding; DNA-binding transcription factor activity, RNA polymerase II-specific
Source: RefSeq, a predicted model, not a curated record